Messenger RNA from Postia placenta MAD-698-R-SB12, 1674 nucleotides. RefSeq lists its product as hypothetical. The transcript has 3 exons. NCBI's taxonomy places the organism in Eukaryota, Fungi, Basidiomycota, Agaricomycetes, Polyporales, Adustoporiaceae. The coding region runs from base 1 to 1674 and encodes 557 amino acids. The record is from RefSeq and is a predicted model, not a curated record.
AUGUACAGAGCGCUUUCACCGAUAUUCGAUGUUCCUGAACUCCCUACCCUGCGUAGGGUCAAACCGUUGCCUAAACGACGCCGGACAUCCGAGACGGCCCAUGUUGACGAAUCUAGCGUCACCGCGCGGCCCAUGCUCGAUGCCCCAUCGGAGGAGUUGAUGGCGCAAGCCGACGCCCUGACCGCCCAGAUGGCAUUACAGUCGUACUACAUGCCCGUCCUCGGUGGCGUCCAGGAGCUCUUCAAAAGCCCGCUCGGCUCACCGACAUCGACGCCGAUCGACCUCGGUGGCGCCUCGUUCGGGCUCGGCGAGCUGCGUGGCGCACACGAUGACGACGGCGACGACGGUGCGGACGCUGACUACAUCGAUCACCUGCAGCAGCCGGGCAAUACAAAGAAGCGAAAGGUUCCCGCGAACAUGUCCGGGUCCGUCCACGGGCACCGCGAUGACCCCGGGCUCGGUGCACUCGCAGGUGACGACGACGAGCCAGGCGACCGGGCAAUCCCAACGGGAGCGGCGCUGGAUCGUGACUACGAUACGAUCAGCAUCCAUCCGCCCACGCCGAGCACGGCGCAGGCGCAGCGCAAGGGUCGGCUGCCGCGUGCAACGCUUGCGGGACUGCAGCACAAGGAAAUGUUGAAGAGCCGAAAGCGGCAGCUGGCAGCCGUUCUCGGGGCGUUGUCGCACGGAGACACACUCGCACUAGAUCAGGCGCUGUCGGCGAGCUACCCAUUCACGCGCAUCGGGACCAGCGAGCCGCCGAAGGUACGGCUGUCGCGGCGGCGUGAGGCGCGCCUGGCGCGUGCAUAUAGGGCGUUCCUAGCAUCGCUCCCCGAGGAUGGUGCAAGCGCUGUAGUGCCCGAAUCGGACUUCGGUUUUGUGUGUCACAGCGCGAGUGAGUUGGUGUGCCUUCUGCCUUCCGACCGGCUUGUGGCCACGAAGGAAGAGGUGGCAAGCCUCCAUGCACGCUUUGAGGCCGAGCUUGCUCGACAGGCGCAGAAGGCGGCAGAGGCUGCGAAACAGGCCGCCGCGGCAUUGAAUCGGACGAAGCGCGCAGAUUCCGCGAAAGCCGCCCGCGCCCACGCAGGACGUGGCACCGACCAGAAGGCGGGGAACAUGGAGCAGUCUCUGUUGGGUACGAAGGAGCGCACGGGAAAGAAGAAGAAGCGGUCCGCUCUUGCUAAUGCAUCCAACCCGCACCAUCUCCGCAACUACGUUCCUUCACGGCUACCACACUCGGGACAGGCUAAUGCUACUCAGGCGGGACAGAAUACCCAGAACCUCCUCAGUCCGCUGCCGCUACGUUUCCUCUCCGCGGACCUGCCCCCACGGCGCCGCAAGAAGAGCGAACGCCCUGCAGCGCCGGUAUCGACGCUCGCGAACCCCACAGACGAGUGGAUCUGCCCGUUCUGCGAGUACAGCCUGUUCUAUGGGGAUGAGGCGGGGUUCCAGCGCGCGCUGCGAAGCCGAAAGAAGAUCCUGCGCCGUCGCCGGCGUGCGCGAGAACGUGCUGCCGCUGCCGCGAGCGGCACGUCUACCGCGAAAGCCUCGGAGAAGGACACGUCUGCACCCGAAGAUGCGCACGCGGACUUCGAUGCCACUGCCGCGGAGGAUGAGAUCCCUGCGGCUGGCAAACGCCGUGGACCGAUCCCCGCGGCACGCAAAUUGACGUGA